This is a messenger RNA of Porites lobata, 614 nucleotides long. NCBI's taxonomy places the organism in Eukaryota, Metazoa, Cnidaria, Anthozoa, Scleractinia, Poritidae. The record is from the annotation of a GenBank genome assembly.
CUGGAAGUGUGGAAAUGUGGAAAUGUGGAAAUAUGUCUUCCUUGUCUUUGUCUAAUAACUCUGGAAGUGUGGAAGUGUGGAAGUGUGGAAAUGUGGAAAUGUGGAAAUAUGUCUUCAUUGUCUUUGUCUAAUAACUCUGGAAGUGUGGAAGUGUGGAAAUGUGGAAAUGUGGAAAUAUGUCCUCAUUGUCUUUGUGUAAUAACUCUGGAAGUGUGGAAGUGUGGAAGUGUGGAAGUGUGGAAAUGUGGAAAUGUGGAAAUAUGUCUUCAUUGUCUUUGUCUAAUAACUCUGGAAGUGUGGAAGUGUGGAAAUGUGGAAAUAUGUCUUCAUUGUCUUUGUCUAAUAACUCUGGAAGUGUGGAAAUGUGGAAAUGUGGAAAUAUGUCUUCAUUGUCUUUGUGUAAUAACUCUGGAAGUGUGGAAGUGUGGAAGUGUGGAAGUGUGGAAGUGUGGAAAUGUGGAAAUGUGGAAAUAUGUCUUCAUUGUCUUUGUCUAAUAACUCUGGAAGUGUGGAAGUGUGGAAAUGUGGAAAUGUGGAAAUGUGGAAAUAUGUCUUCAUUGUCUUUGUCUAAUAACUCUGGAAGUAAGGAAAUGUGGAAAUGUGGAAAUAUGUCU